AUGCAGCGAGCAUCCCGAGCAGCCGCCGCUGCGGCAGCCGCAACCACAGCGCGACCUGAGGACGCGGUGCCAGCGGCUGCCGAAUUUUCCCCUGCAGAGAGCCAGAGAAGGAAUAAAACGAAGAAAAGAAGCCAAAAUCUCGGCUUCGUUUGGUUUUUGAGCUGUUCAAAAACUAAUUUGUUUAUGAAAACGCCCUGCGCCUGUAAUCGGGACAACUGGAGGCAAUGGAUCCGACCGACCCCUGCUCGCUGGCUUAUUUACGUAAUUUCCAUCCUCGUUUCGGUUCCCUUCGGUGUUUGGGAACUUCAGAAACUAAAGGUUGGAAUACACACUGAAGCAUGGUUUAUUGCUGGUAUCUUUCUGCUGCUGACAAUCCCUGUGUCCCUCUGGGGGAUUCUGCAGCACUUAGUGCAUUUGAAACCUAUUAUAAGGAUUCUUUGGGUGGUCCCAAUAUACAGUAUGGAUAGCUGGUUGGCUUUGAAAUUUCCCCAAAUUUCCAUCUACGUGGACACCUUGAGGGAGUGCUACGAAGCAUUUUAUGUCAUUUAUAACUUCAUGAUAUUCCUUAACAACUACCUAGCAAUCCGAUUCCCCAAUGUGAUACUCCACCUGGAAGCUAAAGAUCAGCAACAGCUUCUCUGUCCUCUGUGCUGCUGUCCACCCUGGGCUAUGGGAGAAAUACUGCUUUUUCAGUGCAAACUAGGAGUGUUGCAGUACUCUGUGGUCAAACCGAUCACCACUGUGACAGCGUUGAUAUGUGAGAUUGGUGGUGUCUACGGUGAAGGGAACUUUAGUUUCUCCAACGCUUGGACUUACUUGAUUAUAUUAAAUAACCUGUCAAAAUUGUUUGCAGUGGUGUGCUGCCUCUGGCUGUUUUACAAUGUUCUGAAAGAAGAGCUCAGCCCUAUAAAACCUGUUGGCAAAUUUCUUUGUGUCAAACUGGUAGUCUUUGUCUCAUUCUGGCAAGCAAUGCUUAUUGCUUUGUUGGUUAAGGUUGGCGUUAUUUCCAAAAAGUGCACCUGGGAAUGGCAAAGUGCCGAAGCUGUGGCCACAGGCCUGCAGGAUUUCAUCAUCUGCCUGGAGAAGUUCUUCGCGGCCAUUGCCCAUCAUUACUCCUUCUCCUAUAAACCGUACGUGCAAGAUGCAGAGAAAGGCUCGUGCUUCUACUCCUUCCUCGCCAUGUGGGAUUUGUCAGACAUUAAAAAUGAUAUUUGUGAGCAAGUGCGAUGUGUCGGGAGAACAAUGCGAGGUUAUCCCCCCAAAAAAUGUUUUCCCGAAGACCCAGAGCAUACUGAACACCCAAGUCUGCUCUCCUCAUCGCCACGCGAUGCAGGUUCUCCAGGUUCACUCCACGGCCAGUAUCAGGGCUUUGCACAUACGAUCACUUUUGACAUAAUCCACUAUUAA
Molecule: messenger RNA, 1407 nt
Organism: Arvicola amphibius (Eurasian water vole)
Lineage: Eukaryota; Metazoa; Chordata; Mammalia; Rodentia; Cricetidae
Product: transmembrane protein 184C-like
Biological process (GO): transport
Molecular function (GO): transporter activity
Source: RefSeq, a predicted model, not a curated record